Messenger RNA from Colius striatus (speckled mousebird), 8657 nucleotides. RefSeq names its product chromosome segregation 1 like (gene CSE1L). Gene Ontology annotation, cellular component: nuclear envelope; cytosol. NCBI's taxonomy places the organism in Eukaryota, Metazoa, Chordata, Aves, Coliiformes, Coliidae. Gene Ontology annotation, molecular function: small GTPase binding; nuclear export signal receptor activity. The coding region runs from base 122 to 3037 and encodes 971 amino acids. The transcript is spliced from 25 exons. Gene Ontology annotation, biological process: protein import into nucleus; protein export from nucleus. The record is from RefSeq and is a predicted model, not a curated record.
CGCCGCCGCGCCCUCUCGCCGCGGUUUGAAUGUGAAGCUCAGCCGGAGCGCCUGGAGCCGCCGCCGCCGCCGCCGCCGGGGAAGCCGCCAGAAUUGCUUGUGGGUUUAAGGUUCUGCCAAAAUGGAGCUGAGUGAUGCCAAUUUACAGACUUUAACUGAGUAUCUAAAGAAAACACUAGAUCCAGACCCUGCUAUAAGGCGUCCUGCCGAAAAGUUUCUUGAGUCAGUUGAAGCAAGCCAGAAUUACCCAUUGUUGCUCUUAACACUGCUGGAGAAAUCACAGGAAAAUGUCAUCAAAGUUUGUGCAUCUGUAACGUUCAAGAACUAUAUUAAAAGGAACUGGAGAAUUGUUGAGGAUGAACCAAACAAAAUAUGUGAAUCGGACAGAAUAGCCAUUAAAGCCAACAUAGUGCCCUUGAUGCUUAGCAGCCCAGAACAAAUUCAAAAACAGUUAAGUGAUGCUAUUAGUAUCAUUGGUCGUGAGGACUUCCCCCAGAAAUGGCCAGACUUACUGACAGAGAUGGUGAAUCGCUUUCAAAGUGGAGAUUUCCACGUCAUUAACGGCGUCCUUCGCACUGCUCACUCUUUAUUUAAAAGGUACCGCCAUGAAUUUAAGUCAAAUGAAUUAUGGACAGAGAUCAAACUUGUUCUUGAUGCUUUUGCUUUGCCCUUGACCAAUCUCUUUAAGGCAACUAUUGAACUAUGCAGCACACAUGCAAAUGAUGCUAGUGCUUUGAAGGUUCUCUUUUCUUCUCUCAUUCUGAUUGCAAAGCUGUUCUACAGUUUAAAUUUUCAGGAUCUUCCCGAGUUUUUUGAAGAUAACAUGGAAACCUGGAUGACAAACUUUCAUAGUCUUCUCACUUUAGAUAAUAAACUUUUGCAGACUGAUGAUGAAGAAGAAGCUGGAUUACUGGAGCUCCUGAAAUCACAAAUUUGUGAUAAUGCUGCUUUAUAUGCUCAAAAAUAUGAUGAAGAAUUUCAGCCCUACCUGCCACGUUUUGUAACAGCAAUCUGGAAUCUGUUAGUCACAACAGGCCAGGAAGUGAAAUAUGACUUGCUGGUUAGUAAUGCAAUCCAGUUUCUGGCCUCAGUUUGUGAGAGACCCCAUUACAAGCAUCUGUUUGAAGACCAGAAUACAUUGACAAGCAUCUGUGAAAAAGUUAUUGUUCCCAAUAUGGAGUUCAGAGCGGCUGAUGAAGAGGCAUUUGAAGAUAAUUCUGAAGAAUAUAUAAGAAGGGAUUUGGAAGGAUCAGAUAUUGACACCAGGCGCAGAGCAGCUUGUGAUCUAGUCAGAGGCUUGUGCAAGUUUUUUGAAGGACCUGUGACAGGGAUUUUUUCUGGUUAUGUUAAUUCUAUGCUACAAGAAUAUGCCAAGAAUCCAUCUGUUAACUGGAAGCACAAAGAUGCAGCUAUUUACCUUGUCACGUCUUUGGCAUCCAAAGCUCAAACACAGAAGCAUGGAAUAACACAAGCCAAUGAACUUGUUAAUCUGACUGAAUUCUUUGUGAAUCACAUUCAACCUGACUUAAAGUCUGCCAGUGUGAAUGAGUUCCCGGUUCUAAAAGCAGAUGGUAUCAAAUAUAUCAUGAUUUUUAGAAACCAAGUACCUAAAGAACAACUGUUGAUAUCUAUUCCUCUCUUAAUCAACCAUCUUCAAGCAGAAAGUAUCGUGGUCCACACUUACGCAGCCCAUGCUCUUGAAAGACUAUUUACCAUGAGAGGGACAAACAAUACCACCCUCAUUACAGCUGCAGAAAUGGCACCAUUUGUGGAAGUGCUAUUAACAAACCUUUUUAAAGCACUGACACUUCCUGGCUCAUCUGAAAAUGAAUACAUUAUGAAAGCCAUCAUGAGGAGUUUUUCCUUGCUGCAGGAAUCUAUAAUUCCAUACAUCCCUUCUGUCAUCACCCAGCUUACACAGAAACUGCUGGCUGUCAGUAAGAAUCCAAGCAAACCUCACUUUAACCAUUACAUGUUUGAAUCAAUAUGCUUGUCGAUAAGGAUAACAUGCAAAGCAAACCCUGAUGCGGUUGGAAGCUUUGAAGAGGCUUUGUUUAUGGUAUUCACUGAGAUACUACAGAAUGAUGUGCAAGAGUUCAUUCCAUAUGUGUUUCAAGUGAUGUCCCUACUUCUAGAAAUGCACAAAAAUGAAAUCCCGUCAUCUUACAUGGCAUUGUUUCCUCAUCUACUUCAGCCAGUAUUAUGGGAAAGGACAGGAAACAUUCCUCCUUUGGUCCGACUCCUGCAGGCUUAUUUAGAGCGGGGUGCCAAUACAAUAGCAAGUGCUGCUGCAGACAAAAUUCCUGGAUUGUUAGGUGUGUUCCAGAAGUUAAUUGCCUCUAAAGCCAAUGACCAUCAAGGAUUCUAUCUCCUGAACAGUAUCAUAGAGCACAUGCCCCCUGAAUCAGUUGACCAGUACAGGAAGCAGAUCUUCAUUCUCCUAUUCCAAAGACUUCAAAAUUCCAAAACAACAAAGUUUAUUAAAAGUUUCCUAGUCUUCAUUAACUUGUACUGCAUAAAAUAUGGAGCCUUAGCUCUGCAGGAAAUAUUUGACAGCAUACAGCCAAAGAUGUUUGGAAUGGUUUUGGAGAAAAUUAUAAUUCCUGAAAUCCAGAAAGUGUCUGGGCAAGUUGAAAAGAAAAUCUGUGCUGUUGGCAUUACAAAAAUAUUAACAGAAUGCCCUCCUAUGAUGGACACAGAGUACACCAAGCUGUGGACUCCUCUGCUGCAGGCCCUCAUUGGCCUCUUUGAGCUGCCUGAGGAUGACACUAUCCCUGAUGAAGAACAUUUCAUUGACAUAGAAGAUACUCCAGGAUAUCAGACUGCAUUCUCUCAGCUAGCCUUUGCUGGAAAAAAAGAACAUGAUCCUGUAGGUCAAAUGGUGAACAAUCCUCGAAUCCAUCUGGCACAGUCUCUUCACAAACUGUCUACAGCGUGCCCAGGCAGGGUUCCAUCAAUGCUGAGUACUAGUCUGAAUGCAGAAGCGUUGCAGUAUCUCCAAGGAUACCUCCAAGCUGCAAGUGUGACACUGCUCUGAAUCCCAUAUAUUCCAGAAGCAAGAUCAAAAGCUGGUUUGUUACACAGAAGGUUGACACUGACUUUUUUUAUAGCAGAGCUCAGACAAAAUGAAAAAUACUACUUGAAAAUGUAUUGCAGAAUCCAUCUUUUAAAAGAUAAAUGUGGCUUUAAGCAGAAGUGGGAAGAAUUUGGUGGCUUGUGUGUUCAUAGGUGAAAGGUGGUUAACUUCCAUUCCCAGCUGAAUUCUGAAGGGAAUGGCCAUAGCUUGUCAUGGGCUUUAUAUGGAAUCUGCAUCUGCAGUGUUUGGAUAACAGUUUGAAAUGUAUGGAGAGCACUGGCUGUAGAAACUCACUUCAGUCACUAAAAUUCCUUUUCAUUUUGAUGUUGUCCUUUGUAUUUCUUUUGUCUUUCCUUAAACUUUAUCUAAAUUGUGAAUAAAUAAGAAGUCCUUGUUUAAAAUGCCUGUCACUGUGCACUUACUGUUUUAGAAGAAUGUAGUUGGUUUAAAAAAUGUUUUAAACUUAGCAUAUAAAAUAGUGGGACUGUGAGGAUUUUUCUUUAUCUUAAGUAAUAGUUUAAAUACAUUGUAGGAUCAUUCAGAGCAAAUAUGAAACUUUGGCAGAAGAUCCAAAGCUAUUGUCACGCUUGAUGUUCAUCAACAGAUGCACCCCGUCUCUUAGAGCAAGACACGUCAGUAGAGUGCAGUGAAAGCAAGUGAUACUCCCUCUUAGAGAGAGUAUCAGUCUCCAGGUGGAUUUUUAGUGAUGUAUUAGAACUGGAAUGGUGAUUAUAGGGUUGUUUAACUCGGAUGUUCUCCCUGUAUCCUCAUAAAUAGACUGAUUAGGUGUAGUAGCCUUGAACUCUAAAUGCAUGGGUUUGCCUUGUAGUUUUGGCUGUUCAAGUGACUAAUUAAAUACCUGAACCUUAGUGUGUUUUCAGAUGGCCUGGGCAUCAAACUACUCGACCAUAGGCUUUGAGAGCACUAGUGCUGCAGGAAUAUAAAUACAUCUAAUUGUAGAGGCUGAAAAACUCCUAAAUAAGAGCCAAGUCCUGGACUUAGGCGAUACAAAGCAACAUCAUACAGGAUGGAUUUUGUUGUUGUCCACAGAAAUUCUGCAGAUGAACUUGAAUCAGGGCUGGUUUUUGUAGUUAGAAUGCCUGAUGAAGCUGUAUCAAGAAAGUUACUGAAUUUACUGAGGGUGAAACAGGGCAGAAUCAGCUGUCUUUCAGUUCUUUAGUAUCUGGCUGCCAUGUGAGGGUGCAUGCUGGCCACAUUUCAGUAUAUAAAGAAAGGAGUUGCUUGUUAGACAAUGGAUAUAAACUACUAAGUGCCUAAAAAAGUAUGAAAUGAGUCAGCAUCAACACCUUGAAUCUGGUCUGUCAUGCAGUGUCAGACCCUCUUUGUUCAUAGGUAUGAAGUGAAAGCGGUUCUUGAGAGUGAAAUAAAGCAGUGGUGAUCAUGAAAAGCAUCUGCCUUAAUGCUGAGGAGAGAGACUGUGAUGUGUGUUACAGGUUUGCCAAGCGCCUUGCAGAAGGAAUUUCAAUAGACAGGCUGAAACCACAUGGGAGAUGUGUGACAUUUGCAAGGAACUGAAUGCCUACCUCGAAUGUCAAUGUUAAUUGAGCUGUGGUCAUUCAAAACCUGCAAGCCAAAAGGAUACUCAGAACUCUGUCUGCUCUGCAGCUUUGUCUUUUUCCUUGGAUAAUAGGGAGAACAAUUCUACAGGGAACUUGCAGAACUUUUUUUCCUGUCAGCCUCAAAGAACCAAAAUUAAGCCGGUUCUUGUGGUCUUGUAGCAGUAAUUUGACACGCUCCCUUUGCAUCUAGUGAAGUAGGCAGCCUGUUACACAUGUAUGCCAUGUAACCUUGUGCUGAAAUGGGGCUCUUCAGCACUAUGCAAUAUUAAGGAGCUCGUAUUAGACUGUCUUAGUUUUGCAGUGUAAGUAAGAUUUCUGUAGGGAACAGGUUGCAGAGAUGUGUGAGUGAACAGAUUGUUUCUUAUCUUACCAGUACCAACAUAGAUGGAACUGGACAGGAUUUACAGCAACAAGCCAGAAGCUCUUUGAGAGAUAGCCAAAGAAAAAUUGGCUCUUCUGAGUGGAAAACUAUGAGUGAAUCUUCAUGUUCACUAUCCUGCACCUCCUGCAACUUGUGACUUUUUGUUGUUGGACAGACAUUCCAUGUGAAUAAGUGCCUAAGUGACUUCAGAUCAACAACUACUAGUGGCAUACUUGUCCUUUAGUUUGCUCAGUGUUGAGUAACUUAGACUUUGUAGACGUGUCUGUGGCACUGUUAGUGACAUGUUCUUUAGUCCUGGCAUAUUCUGCAGAUUUCAUAAGGCAUGCAAGUGUUUAUAGACAGCACUUAACCUUUCAGGUAAAUGAACUUUCCAAGAGUAUUGCAUGCAAGCAGAUGCAUCUCUGCUUCAGAGUACAGGCAAAUGUUACUGGCAGUGCCUUCGCCUUCGUUUAGGUGGAGACUUUAUUGCUACUUCUGACACCUCUCAUUCUCAAAAUUCAGAAGGCAACACAAUGUUCCAGCUGUAUUUAUCUGUUUAAUUUUAGUGGAAACUGAUGCAAGCAAUGUUGUAAUAGAUUUUUGCAAUAUCCUUUGGUGUAUUCCUUGUUAAGCAGUUAGACAAAUACCAGUUUCUUUUUGAAGGCUCAGUCUGGAAGCACCUGUUGUAAAUGGAUCUUAUGAGGACUUGGGAGCAUCUAAUUCCAUGUCAGACAACUCCAGCCCAUCGCCUCAGAUCUUCUAAAACAGUUCUGAAAAUAAACAGUGAAUUAUCCCUUGCAACUAAUAAUGGCAGAAGAUUAUUCAAAUUAAGGGGAAAAAGAUUAUUUGCUCCUUUUUGAGUAUGAAGUGGGCAAAGGGACACCUGUUUUGGGUUCUUUUGACACCACAGAACUCUAAUCUACCGUCCUUUCUUGGAACCUACUGACUGACCUGUGACUGUCAGCUUCUAAAUAAUGUUCUAAGGCUUCUCUAGCAGAAGAAAUACUUUAGUGUUGGUUUAAGGGAAAAAAAAAAUACCACCACCCUCAAGACCAAACCUUUUGUUAUCCUGGGUUGUGAAUGAGCCACGAUGCCACCAGCAUUCCUGCCAUGAUGGCAACACACACUACGGCAAAGUUCUGUUGCUCUGUAUCUUCAUAUAAAUAGAUGCUGAGUCAUCCUGUCAGAGAGACAGACGUGUCCUUUCCAAAAGCUCUCUGAUGAGGCCAGAGCACAUUCUUUCUCUCAGCUGACUUCUGCUUUCAGAAAACUUGAUUUUCUUUAGGCUCUUCCAUCAGGCUGCACUUCUUCCAUCCUUGUGUAUACUUUUGUACCCCUUCUGUGACCUUUCCACAAGAACAGCUUUCCUGAGAGCUGUAACAUUGUUAAGACAGGGUAGGACAGAUGAAAGCUGCCAGAGCAUGUCUCUGCAUUGUCACCAGCAUGAGUUCACCAUAAGGCAUCGUGGGAGAUUCCGACUCAACGCAGCCCACGGUGAUCUAUUUGUUUACAGUUCUUCACUCUUCCCUGAAGUUCACUCAUUCUUGUACAGAAAAGGUUUAUCAUGCAGUGAACUUCCCUUUAUCAGUCCCAAGACUGCAUGCUUCAAGCUGUCAAAAAUGCUGCUAAAAGGCUGGUGAAUCACUUGGAAAACAUUUUGACAAAGCCUGGGAAGAAGUUUGCAGCGCAGCAUCUAUCCACCUGCACCAACUGGGAAAUACAAGCAGCCUGCCUGUAGCAGUAUGGAGAUUCAGGCAUCCAGCUCUGUUUGGGGGAGUAAAUUGUCUCACCUGACAAACAGAGCUGUCUCUGCCAGGCUGUGCCCAAUAGUUCUUGGAAAGCUAGUUGGGAUACAGCUCUACUACAUCUUCCUUUCCUAGAGACAAAACUCCCCAAUGUCAAACCUUGAGUUUUGUCUUAAAAACAGCUUCAUCCGUUCUUCAUCAGGACAAUAGUAUUUCCCAAUGCCCCUUUUGCAGAUCCCAUCAACAGAAAAAGAAGCUGAGAGAAGGGUUGUGCAUGUUUUUCAGCCUCAGCAGAAGUAGUACCAAGACACUUCCUCCUGUUCCAGGCAUUUGCUUCUAACACUGUGCAGUUGUGAAGUGGCAAAGACAUGCUCCAGGCGUGACUUCUCUGUGCAAAUUUAACUCUCUGUAAAUCAACCCAGCUAUCAGAAAGUAGGAGAAACGUUUUAUUCUCCCUCAGCUUUCUACUUAAAUUGUUGCCUUUAAUAUAAUUUAGAGGCAAUUUGAGGUGUUCUUGAGGAAUAUGGGCUAUAAUAACAGGUACCAGCUAGUGCAUGAAAAGCUCAGUGAUUGCUGUUGACAGCUAGUUGCCAAGUGACUAUAGGCUUCAAAAUUUCCUCUCAAAAUAAUAAUCUUCUCAUUCACGUGGAGUCAAAGCUUAUGCUGGACUUACUGUGCUGUAUUCAAGAUGAGAAAAGAAGAAAAUACUUUAAUAAUAAUGUAAUAAAUCUUAAUAGAAACUAAGAGAUAUUUUGUUACAAAUAAGUACCAUGGCAGAAAAGCAGAAUAAAGGGAAUUUAGCCCAGCUAGUUUGUAUAUUUAGCUUCCUAGUAAAAGGGUUUCAUUUAUAAAAGCUAUGAAGAGAAAGUCAAGAUCUGUUUCUGUGCCUGACAAAAGGGGUAUUUUGAAGUAUUUAACAAAGAAAAUAUAUUAACAAAUAGCAGAUUUCUAUGUGAAGAUCUGAAAAUCCUGUCAUUACAGUGCUGCUUCCUUCCUAAAGGAAACAAAAGUUUCAAAUAGUUUACAGAUCAUUAGCUAGAAAUAGGUCUCUGUCCUUGUUAAAGCUGCUGCAUAAAGAAAAGAAGCCUUUUGUGACAUGUUUGAAUAAUGAAUAAUCAUACACAUAGUAAGAGUAAAUAUCCUUUGAAAGCAAGGACAUGGUGGGUAAUUUGAGGUGGUGUGCCAAGUGGUCCUCAGACUUUUGAAUGACAAAUGCAUAUGCUUAAAUUAUGUUCAGCUUCACAAUCUGUCUGCAGAUACUUUUUGUCCCAGUGGUGCAUAAAACUGACAUUUUAAUGUCACUCAGUCUGGGGAGAAAAAUCAAAGUUAGCUUUGGAAUUGGCUGUCUCCACCUAACUUUCUACAACAAACCUGCACAAAGGUUGUUUCUGUUCCAGAAGAUGUUCAGUUCUGCAGUGAUGAUGACACAACAGAGGAGAAUUCGUUUCCUUCUGAAAUCAGUGUCACUGUUGCUGGCUUGGAAUAAUGAAAGCAUUUAACAGCACACAUUAGUAUGCAACAGACCACAAGAACAUACGAAUCGGUGUUUAAAUGUGAUACGGGAUAUAUAUCUAUAUACUUAUAUACUGGAGAAUGUCUUUUAAAUGCUAUACUGUCAACUGAUUUUAAGUGUAUGAUGUAUUUUCUUUAUGGUAAUCUCUGGAAUCCAUAUCAGUAUUAAAUACAGGAAUGGAUAUGGAGCUUUGAGUAUACUGUUUCUUUCUGGUUUUGUUUUGCUGAGCUGUUGUAGCUGUGACUCUCCCCACUAACUAUGAAGGCUUUUGCAUUUACUGUAGAGUGAAGUCACACGUGUUUGGUCAGUCAAUGUCGUGGGCUGGAUGCCACAUCUUUUUGUGGAACGAUGGCAGAAAUUACUGACUUGCAAUUUAAUGAUG